GGGCCGGGGCGGGUGAGCCGGGGUACGCGGGACCGGGGCGAUGCCGCUGCACCGCUUCCCGCCGCGGCUCUGGGCCGCCAUGCGGAUGCGGGAGGGCAUCUGCGCCCGGCUGCCGCAGCACUACCUGGCCUCGCUGCAGGACGACACGCCGCCCACSCCCGUGCACUGGCGGCCGCACGGCCUGCGCUACCGGCGGAACCCGCGCACCGGGGAGCGCGAGCGCGUGCAGGACGUGCCGGUGCCCGUGUACUUCCCGCCCGCCGCCAACGAGGGGCUCUGGGGCGGCGAGGGAUGGAUCCGCGGCUUCCGCUACGCGCGCAAUGACAAGCUCUCCACCAGGCUGCCCAAGACGUGGAAGCCGCAGCUGUUCGAGCGGCAGUUCUACAGCGAGAUCCUGGACGCCACGCUGACCAUCACCGUCACCAUGCGCACGCUCGACCUCAUCGACGCGGCCUUCGGCUUCGACUUCUACAUCCUCAAGACUCCCAAAGCUGACAUGUGCUCCAAGCUCGGCAUGGAUUUGAAGCGGACGAUGCUGCUGCGCCUGGCCCGGCGGGAUCCUCAGCUGCAUCCCGAUGAUCCAGCCAGGAGAGAGGCCAUCUAUGACAAGUACAAGGARUUUGUGAUCCCAGAAGAAGAAGCUGAAUGGGUUGGCUUGAGUUUGGAAGAAGCCAUAGAGAAACAGAGGCUCCUGGAAAAAAAGGACCCUGUCCCACUCUUCAAGGUGUACGCUGAAGAGCUCGUCAGCCAGCUGAAAGAAAAGCAACAGGCAGUGCAGAAGCAGUAGGAGAGAAACCUUGGGAGCAAAACCCUUGCUGCAGAUCAAGCAGUGGGGUUUAGGGGCUCUGCUGUCUGAGCCGUGCUGGUGGGGAAGGGGCCAUGUGAAAACCACGUUCCUGAAGUGUCAUGACAGCCUGGAUUCAGUGAAGACCUGUACGUGUGGGCAGAGGAAGGAGUUUCUGUGCUGUGGCACUGGAAGUGUUCUUGUCAGAUUGACUCAGUGUCGGUCUCCUGCCUGUACGGGCAGUUAGCUGCUCUUGAGAGCGCAAUUAUGAUACAAAAUAGGCAUUUUGGUAGUUAAUAUCAGUAAACUUCUCUCUGAUACUUCUUGCUCAUUGGUGUCUCAUAGCAGGGACUACAAUGYACAGUGAGACACGAUGUAACAGAUCAUCCCUAGCCUUAUCCAGCAGAGAUGGUUGUGCCCCAAAAGUGUGACCCAAACCCCUCAGCAGAUGGGGCUGAGAGCCCCAGCACAGCUCAGUAACCCUUGGGUUACAGCUCUGUUUGUGUUCUAAGUUGGUGACUUUGAAAUCUUUUAUUUUGUAACGAUGCAGUCGAAGUGGGUGUUGAAGCCUUUGGUGCUGUCUGGCAACAAGGGACUGCAAAGCACUUGCCAUAAUUACAGGCUGAUGAAGAGCACUGGG
This is a messenger RNA of Malurus melanocephalus (red-backed fairy wren), 1424 nucleotides long. It is a transcript of the gene MRPL28, whose product is annotated as mitochondrial ribosomal protein L28. Gene Ontology annotation, molecular function: structural constituent of ribosome. The transcript has 5 exons. The record is from RefSeq and is a predicted model, not a curated record. Bases 41 to 787 code for a protein of 248 amino acids. Lineage: Eukaryota; Metazoa; Chordata; Aves; Passeriformes; Maluridae. Gene Ontology annotation, cellular component: mitochondrial large ribosomal subunit.